Messenger RNA from Triticum urartu, 1994 nucleotides. RefSeq lists its product as uncharacterized. Lineage: Eukaryota; Viridiplantae; Streptophyta; Magnoliopsida; Poales; Poaceae. The record is from RefSeq and is a predicted model, not a curated record.
CCCCUCCCCAACCCCUCUUCGUCCGGGCCGUUGCAAUUGACUCCGCGAGAGGUUGGUGUUCCCUGGCGGAGAGAGAGAGGGAGGGAGGGAGAGGAAGGAGAGACCGAAGGCCGCGUUGUUUUUACCUCGUCUCCUCCUCCGCCUUCGAGCUCUACUGAAACUCCGAUCUCAGAAACCAAGAAAAGGGGGUCUGUGAAGAGGUUUCUCACGGCAGAACAAUGGAGGUACUUGGCAAAUCUGUGAUUGCUGAGCCCAGCAAUGUGAUUUUCUUGUCCACUAUUCUGAACACAGAAGGGGAAAUCCCCAGUCACAAGUGUGACAUGAGGUGCCAGAAUGAGCACAUCUUUGGAAACAUGUACCGCUGCAAAUUGACUGGAAUGACACACAUUUGUGACAAAAACUGUAACCAGAGGAUCCUCUAUGACAACCACAACUCGCUUUGCCGAGUGAGUGGGCAGUUGUUCGCGCUCUCACCACUGGAGCUGCAGGCAGUGAGGGGGAUUCGGAGGAAGCAUGAAGCUGACAGCAGCCAUGAAGGGUGCUCCUUCAAGCGCAGGCGUGGUGCACAGCUGCAUCCUUCCCCUUUUGAGAGAUCCUACUCCGCCGUGUCUCCGAUACCGAGCCAAGCUGGAGAUGGCAUGGACCUGAGCUAGAGCUAACGAGACUUCCAUCUUUUCUUUCCCCGGCUACCUUAUGCGGAUGUCUACUCCAUUUCCCCUUCUUUGACAGGAUGGAAACUAUAAGAGAUUCCUUCUUUAUAGACUUAUGAAGGGAUAUGAGACUCCUUAGAGGCACUAAAUAAUGUCUAUGUAGUAUCAAUUCAGUUUUAUGGGACCUUGUUGUAAUCGUAACUUCGAUUGAACAGCCUAUUCUGAAUUACUUAGUAUUAAUCAUUUGCUAUUACCGUUUAGAUUAUUUCUCUAUAGCGCGGCGCUCUUGUUUGCUCCAACUUUUCAUUAUUGUAGCUCCUUUCUUUCUUAUGCUCUCUUGAGGUUCAUUAUCUGCUGCAUUUCAGUGCAUUCAAGCUGUGCAAAUUUGCUUGACAUAGUUGGUGAUGUAAAUCCGUUGCAGAUUACAUUAUCCUAUUUCUUGGGGCGUGAACUUACUAACUAAAUUUCCUUCAUAAUUAGUGCUUUGCAUGGCAGGUUGCUGAUCAGGUCUCAGCUAUUUAUGGUUUGCUCUCAUAUAGCUUAUUUGUUUCAGUUAAAUGUUUUCUUCUUUGCAGGUUAUGUUUCUAACAUCUAUAUUGCUUCCUCCUGCUUUGUUUUCACUUGCUUCUUUCCUUGACUCCUUUCUGUUUUGCAGGGUGAUCCAGGUGCUAACUUUUUUGAAAAUAUUUUGGUCUUUAUGUGAUGUUCCCUUUGUUAAGUUGAUUUCAUUUGUUCAUAGUGUUCACUUGUUUUGUAUGCUUGUGCAGGUGAAUUGGUGUUCUUUCGCACUUCUUGGUCCAUGGGAGGCAGGAGCUAUGGAAGAUCAUUGAGAUCCUUUGCAGCAGUAGAAUAGCGAGGUACCAUCAAAGUCUUCGGCCGCAGAAUGCUUUUCAGUGCAUUGUGAACAGAAAUCAUCAGCAGAAGAGAGGUUUGGAACUAUUCAAACAAGAGCCAGCCUGAAGCCACUGAAACUUCAAAACUUAUACUGGAGAAGAGCCUGCAGGAGCUCGACAUCGCAUUGCUGCUGCAGUUGGAGAAGUCUACUCCAGUAUCUGCCAUCUGUGAUCCGAAGCAAAGCUCUCUGUAGAUCUAGCUGAGUAUCCACCAUCUGCGAUCCAAACCAAGAUCUCUGAAGAUCUAGUUGAGUAUCCACCAUCUGCGGUCCAAACGAAGAUGUCUGAAGAUCUCAAGAGAUUUUAGUGUUCCUAAUCCAACAAGCUUGUUCUCAACGCAAACUUAUACUGCCGUGGAAUUUCCUUUUUCCAUUCUAAAAGGGAUUAGGUCAUGAUUGUACAUUGUAAGGCAAUUAUAUCCGGAGUAAAGGGAACUUUCCUUCUGCGUCAA